Molecule: messenger RNA, 1693 nt
Organism: Rhagoletis zephyria (snowberry fruit fly)
Lineage: Eukaryota; Metazoa; Arthropoda; Insecta; Diptera; Tephritidae
Source: RefSeq, a predicted model, not a curated record
AUGAGCUAUCAGUUUCCACGCGAUGGCUAUGAAGGCCAGGCCAAUGACUGGGGCGCCAUGGGCCAGGAGUCAGGGUCAGGAGUGCCCCGGCAGCAGACGGACACUGCCGCUGGAACGACGAUCAUCGAGAACGGAGAGGAAGUGACCGAGCUGAAGACAACUUUGGGCACUGGCAAACGGCACGAGGAGAGGCAGCCACCGUUCUCCUUCAUCACCGAUCCCACCAUCAACUCCAUUCUACUAAACAUCAAUCCGCAACUCUUUGUCUCCAAGCUCUUUUAUCUCUUCUUUUACUCAGCAUUUGGAUCACUGUUUCCACUUCUUGCAGUCUACUUCAAACAACUCGGCAUGAAUCCCAUUCAAGCAGCAUCAGCAUGUGUCAUCUUCAAUGAGACCAACCACAUUCUCUUCACGCCUUACAGUAACCAGCCACAGGAAAUCUUCGAUGACACGUCUACACUGUGGCCAAACACUGAGGAGGCAACUCAGACCACUUUGAUAAAUGCUUCUACUUUGUCGCCGGAAUCUGUUCCAAUUCUUGAAGAUGCAGCGAAAUUUGUCAAUUUAGAGUCUCAACACCGAAUCUUUAAAAGAGAUGAAGAGGAGGAGGGAAUAGUACGAAAGUGGGGCAUCAAACAUCGUCCUCCUCCAACUCAUGUGGUCGGUAAAUCGCCCCUAACUGUGGAGUACACUUUGAACUACAACCAAGAUAAACACUCCACCUACGUUUCUCCGCCUUUUUCGACCAUUGUCUACAAACUAGAUGACGUGAAGGAAGUUUUCUUUCUUCUUUUCCUCUUGGUAGUACUGGGUGAGUUCUUCAGCGCUCCAGCAAUUACAUUGGCAGACAGUGCCACACUGAGCUAUCUGGGCGAAGACACAGACAAGUAUGGACAGCAGCGAAUGUACGGCUCAUUCGGUUGGGGUAUAAUCAUGUUCCUCGUGGGCAUAGCACUGGACAACUCCACCAAGUUCAAAGACCACCCCUGUGGGCCGCACAGUGGAGAGCGAAACUACGUUACCUGUUUCUCCAUCUUUGCACUGCUGAUGACGCUCACUCUGCUCAUUGCCACCAAGUUUCAGUUUGAGGAGAGUGACCAGGAGUACAGCAAUGAAAUUCAGAUGAACCAGUACGACUACGAGGCGUCGGGACCGAAGCCGUGGCAGAACACGGCACCGGCCAUCAAUGUGCCCAAGGAUGGCACUGCGGCCCCCAACAGUGGCACUACCAACAAAAAGACCGAGUUUAUUGAUCGAUGGAAGCUUUUAAUUUUAACUGCUUNCGGUCUGGUCUUCACCUUUCUCUUCUGGCACCUUCAGGACCUGGGUGGCACGCCGACGCUGUACGGUUUGGCCAGUGUGAUCAAUCACCUCAGCGAGAUUGCCGCCUACUUCUACAGCAUCAAUCUCAUCAAGCGCAUCGGCCACACCAAGGUACUGUGCGCUGGCCUGCUCUUCAACGCUGCUCGCUUCCUCUACGUGGCCUGGCUCGAUAACCCCUGGUGGGUGUUGCCUUUUGAGCUCAUUCAAGGUGUAACACAUGCGGCCGUUUGGGCAGCCGCCUGCAGCUACAUCAUGGGCUGCACUGAGCCGGAACUUCGGUCAUCAGCGCAGGGUGUAAUGCAGGGCAUCUACCAAGGUCUUGGCAGAGGAAGCGGAUCCAUUCUCGGCGGAAUGAUCAUUCACCGCUUUG